GAUGAUGCUAAAAAAUUUCUUAAUGAUUAUGGGUUGGAGAAAGGAUUUAGUAUUCAUAGGAAAUGUACUGAUACUUCAGUAGAAGGAGAUCAACAUAAUCAUCUAAUGGUACCUUCGCCUACAACUACUAUUGAAAAAUAUCGCAAACUUAAUAAUAAUAUGAUUCAAUUUAUUGAAUUUUGUGUAAAACAUGGGAUGAUAAACACGAAAAAUCAUUUAAUGACAAUAGUUAAAUUUGAUGCAUCUGAUCUUAUGCGACAUUUAUAUUCAAAACGUGCUGAAGAUCCUCAAUGGUUUAUAGAAGCUAAAUUUAAUGGACUGACCGAAUGGCAAUUAUAUGGAUUAUUGUGGUUAUUACCUGAACAAUAA
Messenger RNA from Funneliformis geosporum, 369 nucleotides. The record is from the annotation of a GenBank genome assembly. NCBI's taxonomy places the organism in Eukaryota, Fungi, Glomeromycota, Glomeromycetes, Glomerales, Glomeraceae.